GCACCUGCUGAGCAAGACAAUAGCACGAGACAAAGACGCUGCAAGACAAACCGUUGUCAUCUGUAACUAUGAAGGCUGUACUCGCAACCAUUGCUGUCCUUGUCCUAGCUCUUGGCUGGACCUCUGAAGCCGUGCAGGUUGAAGUAAGUUGCUUCAUUUAAUGGAAAAAAAAUAGUUAGUUCAAAGAUGCCUUUAGUAUGUGCAGUUAAAUUGUAGAAUUAAGAACCCCGAAAUCUUACUCCACUGCAUUUCAGACCAUGCCAAAAAAAGCUGGAAAUCUUAAACUUGUAUUUUUUUACCACUCCUAACUAAUGCCAGACUUGCAAACAGGAUCUUAGGUUUGAUGCAUCUUUUUACCACCACUAUCUACUUUUUUUUCAGGAGAAUGGAUUAUCUUUCUCCCUUGAAGCCGUCAAGAGGCUUCAGGAGCUGUCAGAAGACAGUGUUGCAGCUGAGCAGCAAAAUCCCCGGCUCAGAGCGAGCACCAUGUCCCUGUGUGCUGACCCCAUGCUCCCUCAGGAGUUCCUGCCCCUCUGCAGGCAGAGAGGAGCGUCUGCAUCUCUCACUAGACUAGGUGAGAACAUUACUUAUUCAACAGCUCCAUUUAUGUGAUGGAUUUACUGUGAACCUGUCAGAUCAUGAAUAUUAAUCAUCAUAUGAUUCAAGAGUGAAGCUGACAUCUGUCCUUUUGGUUUGCUUUUUACCUCAGCUGCAGUUCCCAUGGAUGUUUGUGAAAUAUGUGCCUUCGCCGCCUGCACUGGCUGCUAAACAAACCUAGUAAGCCAGAAACAUCUUGCCCAGCUUGUGACGUGAUUUUUUUUCCUCCUUCCCUAACAACUGUUUCAAGGAACUCCCAAAGCAUUUUCCAGCAGUGAUGAGUGUAAGACUCUCUGAACACAGACAGUCCGACUCAGGCCUGCUGAAUGAAAAUAUAAGCCCCCCAUAUAUUUAAAAAUCAGACAAACUGAGGUAUAUUUUUACAAACUGUUACUUUAUAGAGUACUAACCACUUAAACAGUCCUUUAUCAUGCAUUUUAUUUUUGGAUUAGACAUCAUUUGUUACAGUUCUGUCUUACCAAACUUUGUAC
Molecule: messenger RNA, 1088 nt
Organism: Xyrichtys novacula (pearly razorfish)
Lineage: Eukaryota; Metazoa; Chordata; Actinopteri; Labriformes; Labridae
Source: the annotation of a GenBank genome assembly